Messenger RNA from Cannabis sativa, 1929 nucleotides. Its product is annotated as heat shock factor protein HSF8. Lineage: Eukaryota; Viridiplantae; Streptophyta; Magnoliopsida; Rosales; Cannabaceae. The record is from RefSeq and is a predicted model, not a curated record. Gene Ontology annotation, cellular component: nucleus. Gene Ontology annotation, biological process: regulation of transcription by RNA polymerase II. The transcript has 4 exons. The coding region runs from base 30 to 1643 and encodes 537 amino acids. Gene Ontology annotation, molecular function: DNA-binding transcription factor activity; RNA polymerase II cis-regulatory region sequence-specific DNA binding.
UUUCUUUCCCCCGAGAAAAAGAGGAAAAAAUGGGUAAAAAAGUUGGGGAGAGGAACAUGGUCAUAUCCCCGAAAGAAAUAGGGUCACCUCACCGUUUCAAUUUUCCGAUUUUGGGUCAAAUGGAUGGAGCUACUGGUGGUGGCGAGGCGCCCUCGUCGGCUGGCGGAGGUUCUCAGCCGGCUGUUCCUGCUCCGGCCCCGGCCCCUAUUCCAAAUGCGAACGCACCACCACCGUUCUUGAGCAAGACUUAUGACAUGGUGGACGACUCGGCGACCGACGAGAUCGUGUCGUGGAGCCCUACCAACAAUAGCUUCGUGGUGUGGAACCCGCCUGAGUUCGCCAGGGAUCUUUUGCCCAAGUACUUCAAGCAUAGCAAUUUCUCAAGCUUCGUUAGACAGUUGAACACCUAUGGUUUUAGAAAGGUUGAUCCUGAUCGGUGGGAAUUUGCUAAUGAGGGAUUUUUAAGGGGUCAAAAACAUCUUCUUAAGAGUAUUAAUCGGCGGAAACCUGCCCAUGGACACAGUCAGCAACAGCCACAGCCAUCACAUGGACAGAAUACGGUGGGGGCAUGCGUAGAGGUUGGGAAGUUUGGUCUUGAGGAGGAGAUUGAGAGGCUUAAAAGGGAUAAGAAUGUUCUUAUGCAGGAACUUGUUCGGCUGAGGCAGCAGCAGCAAUCUACUGAUAACCAGCUGCAAACCAUGGUACAGCGUCUGCAAGGAAUGGAGCAGCGGCAGCAGCAAAUGAUGUCAUUUCUGGCUAAAGCUGUGCAGAGCCCUGGUUUCUUGGCUCAGUUUGUUCAACAACAAAAUGAGAGUAGUAGACGAAUAUCAGAAGCAAACAAAAAACGGAGACUAAGACAGGAAGUAGUUGCUGAGAGUAAUCUUUCUGCUGCUUCUGAUGGACAGAUUGUUAAGUAUCAGCCUCCUAUGAAUGAAUCUGCAAAGGCAAUGCUCAGGCAGAUGGUGAAAGUAGAGCCUUCUUCUGGGAUGGACACUUUCAAUAACAGUACAGAUUGUUUCUUGAUUAGUGAUCGUUCAUCAUCAUCAUCAUCUGCUGCAGUGGACAGUAGAAGCUCAUCUUGUCGUGUAUCUGGAGUUACGCUUCGAGAGGUCUUACCAACCUCAGGGCAGACAUCUUCUGUUCCAGUGUCUUCAGGAGUAACUGCACCUGCUGUUUCCGAAUCUUCCCCACAAUCUUUGACUUCGGAAAAAGUUACAACAGCUCAAUUUCCAGAUAUAAGUAUGCUGGUUGGAUCACAAAAUGCACCUUCACUUCCUAUUUCGCAAGGAGAUGUUGUAAUGCCUGAGCUUUCUCAAAUGCCUGAAAUGGUUCCUGAAGACAAUUUCUUGAGUAAUGAGACAGGUGGAUUUUUAGACCCAGAGUCAUUGGGACUGGAUGGGUCAAUGUCAAUAAAUCUUGAUGAUAUUGCCCCUGAUCCUGACAUUGAUGCACUGCUUGAAAGCACUACAUUCUGGGAUGAUCUUCUUCUGCAAAGUCCAAUGGCAGAGGAGUUAUCUCCUGAGGGAACUACCAAAGAUAUUGAUGAAGUACAGCCAAAAGAGAAUGGAUGGAACAAAACUCAGAAUAUGGAUAAUCUUACGGAGAAAAUGGGGCUUCUUACAUCAGAUGGCAAGGAGGUUUGAUCUUUGAUUAAUAAAUGUACAUUACUUACCGAGCUUAUCUACGAGGGAUCUUAUUACUAAGAUAAUCCAAGGUCCACAGCCCCACAGCAUGUACAUGCAGACUGCAUAAGCAAUUGUAGUUCCACAUAUGUACAUUGUAAUUUGGGGAAAAUUCUAAUCUCGGGUGAGAAAUAUUGGACUACAAAAUUAGAUGAGCUGUAAAGUUAUACACCAAAACAUCUUUCAACUAAUAUAUUAAUAUCCUGACUUAUAUUUGAAUGUAGUAGUUUAAUGUUCAAGCAGAAAA